This is a messenger RNA of Ogataea parapolymorpha DL-1, 2532 nucleotides long. RefSeq names its product Oligopeptide transporter 2. Lineage: Eukaryota; Fungi; Ascomycota; Pichiomycetes; Pichiales; Pichiaceae. Bases 1 to 2532 code for a protein of 843 amino acids. The transcript has a single exon. Gene Ontology annotation, biological process: transmembrane transport. Gene Ontology annotation, molecular function: oligopeptide transmembrane transporter activity. The record is from RefSeq and is a predicted model, not a curated record.
AUGGCUGAUCCAGAAUAUAAGGAAAAGGACGGUUUGUCAGAAAAGACAGCUUUCUUGGACAACUCCCAGUACAAGCAUGCGCUUUAUGCCAAGCUUGGACACGCAGAUGUCAUGAGUGAGGAUGCGUCCUUGCCGGAUGUCGAGUAUCUUUAUGAAAAAGCCACCGAAAUGUCGACCGACGACGGUCUCAAGAUUCUGACCCAUGUCCUCGACGACCACGAAGGUGAUCCCAACUUUCCUGAAGAAGACUAUGAGGAGAUUGAAAAACUUGUUAAGGGAUACGACGAGUCACUUGGAGUGUCCUACCAAGACUGGGAUUUCCAAGUGCGGUUGCAUGCCACCUUGAACGAGCAUCAUUCUCCGUAUCCCGAAGUCCGUGCUGUCACGUCUCCAACAGAUGACCCAGAAAUUCCUUGUGAGACCAUUCGUGCCUAUUUUUUAGGCUUCUUGUGGUGUAUCGUGGGCACCGGUGUCAACGAGAUCUUUUCUCGUAGACAGCCAUCGCUCUACAUCUCGUCAUCUGUGUGUCAAAUGCUGAUGUAUCCCAGCGGGCUUGUGUUGCAGAGAAUCUUGCCAGACUGGGGAGUUACAAUUUUUGGUACUAGACACUCACUGAACCCUGGACCUUGGACUUAUAAGGAACAGAUGUUUGCUACGGUGAUGUUUGAUAUUGCGAUUGGCGGUAUGUAUGUUGGUUCCAACUUUUAUGUCGAAAAGCUUGACAUAUUUUAUGGCAAUAAGUGGAUCACAAUCGGUUACCAAAUUUUGAUUUCUCUUGCUACCCAGCUAUUUGGUUUCGGCUUUGCAGGAGUUUUGAGAAAAAUAGUGAUUUACCCAGUCAGAGCAGUCUGGCCGACUAUUCUGCCCACUCUCGCAUUGAAUCAUGCUUUGCUGAAGAAAGACAAGAAGGAAAAAAUCAACGGUUGGGUCAUCACUCGUUACAAAUUCUUUUUCAUUGUCUUUAUUUGUUCCUUCCUUUACAUGUGGGUUCCAGAUUACUUGUUCCAGGCCCUUUCCUACUUCAACUGGAUGACUUGGAUCAAGCCAGACAAUUUCAACCUUGCUGUCGUCACCGGUUCGAUGCUGGGGCUUGGCCUGAACCCAAUUGCGUCCUUCGAUUGGAAUAUCGUGGGCUACUGGCUGCCACUCGCUUUCCCUUUUUACACCUACAUGAACAUGAUGAUUGGCAUGUUUAUUGGCUUUUUCGUUAUUUUGGGACUCUACUACAGCAACUACAAGUGGACAGCAUACUUGCCAAUCAACGAUAACAACAUUUACACAAAUACUGGAGAACUCUAUGACGUUGAUAGUGUUCUCACAAAUGGAAGACUCGACGAAUCGAAAUACAAAUCGUAUGGUCCACCAUAUCUUUCCGCUGGAAUGUUGGUUAGUUGGGGAGCUAAUUGUGCACUGUAUACAUUUCUCAUCCCGUAUGUUUUAAUUUCUGAGAGCAAGACAUUGAUCCAAUCGUCCAAAGCUAUCUGGAACGACAUUAGGACAAACACAAACACUGUCCUGAAGGACCCACACUCUAGAAUGAUGGCCAAGUACAAAGAAGUGCCACAAUGGCUUUUCAUUGUUGUCAUGCUUAUGGCAUUGGUGUUUGCGAUUGUCUGUGUCAAAGUUUAUCCUGCCAACACCCCUGUUUGGGGAAUCUUCCUUGUCUUGGCUAUCAAUUUGGUCUUUGUCGUUCCUUUAAACGUUAUUUACGCAGUCACGGGUUAUUAUUUCACCUUACAAGUUUUCGUUGAGCUCAUCGUGGGAUACGCUAUUCCCGGGAACGGCGAUGCCUUAAUGUUUUUACAGGCUCUGGGUUUCAAUAUCACGGGUCAGGCACAGCAGUAUCUUUACGAUCAAAAAAUUGCGCACUAUGCCAAAGUUCCGCCAAGAGCAGUUUUCCGUGGCCAAUUCAUGGGGACUAUUUUCCAAAUUAUUAUUUCGUUGGUGGUCAUUAAUUGGGAGAUUAACCACGUCAAAGACAUCUGUUCUCCAGACCAGUCAAACAACUUUACUUGUCCGAGUGAAACGUCUUAUUAUUCCUCGUCCGUGUUCUGGGGUGUGAUCGGACCGAAAAGAGUGUUCAACAAAAUGUACCCUGUGCUUCCAUGGUGCUUCCUAAUCGGAUUUUUAUUAGCUCUUAUCUGCCUAGCUAUCAGGAAAUACUACCGCAGACAAACUAAGUGGUUUGAGCCAGCUGUUAUUAUUGGAGGAUUCCUCAAUUAUGCUCCAUAUAACUUGAGCUACUUCCUUCCUGGCUUGUACGUGUGUUUUGCAUUCAACCACUAUAUCAAAAAACGUUAUUCCGGCUGGUGGGAAAAAUAUAAUUAUAUUCUAGCUUCUGCGCUGGACGCUGGUGUUGCCUUUGGAGGCAUCAUUAUCUUUUUCGCAGUUCAGUAUCACGAAAAGGACAUUAAUUGGUGGGGAAAUUUGGUUUCCUACUCUGGAACAGACGCGAGUAUGGGACAAACAUCUUUAAAAGAUCCCUCUACUGCCCCUGAUGGGUACUUCGGUCUACGUGAACAAGACUUUUAG